AUGCGCACUGCCUCCAAAUCUUCUACAUCUGUUUGCGUUGCUUCGUUUUAAACAAACCAGGCCAUACAGGCGAAAAUACACAACGAUCAUACAUCAUGACAUUCCGUGGAGGCUCCAGACCCACUAGUAUAAAUGGAAAUGACUACAAAUACAAAGAAAGGAUCGUCCCACAUUACCAGAUGAGUGUGGCCCUAAAGUCAGAAGUUCGGAAGUUUAACCUCGUCCAUCUCUUAAUCUGGCUGCUGGUGGCAGCACAGGUGGCUGUCAGUCAUUUCAACUUGGUGUCACCUGACACAGUGUCAGCACCGUACCAUUGGGAGUAUCCCUACCUACUCAGCCUCCUCCCUCUACUCUGCAGCAGCCUGUCACUUCCAAAGAACAAUAUCAGUUACCUCGUCAUAUCCAUGAUAAGCUCAGGGCUGUUCUCUGUGGCACCUCUCAUUUAUGGUGGAAUGGAAAUGUUCCCUGUGGCGCAGCAGCUCUACCGCCAUGGAAAGGCCUACCGCUUCAUUUUUGGCUUCUCUGCAGUGACUGUUACAUAUUUAGUCAUGGUGAUUGCUGUACAGGUGCACGCUUGGCAGUUAUAUUACAUGAAAAAGCUGCUUGACUCAUGGUUUAAUGCUACGCAGGAAAAGAAGAAGAAGUAAUGGAAUGUAAACAUCUAUGUUUUUGUCUUACCAUAUAUAUUCUUCUUAUUCAUCUUUAUUUAUUAAUUUAUUGUUUAAUAACAUCUUAGCAGUCCAAUGUUCUCUGGCGCCAUUGCAAAACCCUUAUGUGACUCUCCUAAGUAAUCUGAGGUGGCACCUUAAACAAUUUCUAAACAUUAACAUGACAGUCAAUAGUAGGCUAACCUCUACGUCUGUACUGAUCUGUUAUUUAGUAUGACUGUUGUCAUCACUAAAAAAAAUGAUGCAAAGAUCUGAACAGAUGCAUAGAUGUGCAUAUUUGUGCAGCAGUGGGGCCAUGAACCUUGUAUCAUCCAAAAUACACACUGUUUCUUUUUGCUGGAGUAUGUAAUAAAGAAAGUGUGUUUUCUUUGCUGAAGAUGUGAGAAUGUAAUAUCCUUUAUUGUUAAGUCUACCUCUGACAACGUUUUUUUUUUUUUUUCAGAAUGCAUCAAAUAAAAAUAACAGUGGUCACUCCA
This is a messenger RNA of Sphaeramia orbicularis (orbiculate cardinalfish), 1144 nucleotides long. It is a transcript of the gene jagn1a, whose product is annotated as jagunal homolog 1a. The record is from RefSeq and is a predicted model, not a curated record. Lineage: Eukaryota; Metazoa; Chordata; Actinopteri; Kurtiformes; Apogonidae. Gene Ontology annotation, cellular component: endoplasmic reticulum membrane. The coding region runs from base 96 to 647 and encodes 183 amino acids. Gene Ontology annotation, biological process: granulocyte colony-stimulating factor signaling pathway; vesicle-mediated transport; endoplasmic reticulum organization. The transcript is spliced from 3 exons.